Cuscuta epithymum is the source of this 3269-nucleotide messenger RNA. The record is from the annotation of a GenBank genome assembly. NCBI's taxonomy places the organism in Eukaryota, Viridiplantae, Streptophyta, Magnoliopsida, Solanales, Convolvulaceae.
CCUGGUUUGCAGGAAUCGGAGUUGUGGAAGGCUUCCAAAUCGUCCGAGAAAAACGCAACCUCGCAGGAGAGGAUUUAAUCUUCUAAAGAAUCGAGUUAGCCGGAAAACACCCGUUCUAGGGGCUGUUUUCGUAUCAACGAUUAAGGGUUGAACUAGCACUUUGAGGAGGCUGUUUAACACUCAUAUUUGAGCAAGGAAUCAGUCCCAAAUCCACCUUGACCAAAGAUUUGACCAUUGGACCAAGAAGGGAAAGUUUAAAGCUCAAUUGAGGUUGAGGCUAGAGCUUGCUUCCUGUGCUCGUUGCUCGAGAGAUCAUAUAGGAGGGAAGACUUGGUUCGUGCUUCCUCCAUUCUGUUUUUAAACCUUCCUAAACGUGCUCAUGGAUAUUUUACUAUGGAGCCUGCGCGCUCAUGAAAUGCCUUGUGUGGCCUUUUGUUUUAAACAAUGUUUCCGCUGCGUUAUGAAUUACUUAUUAUGUUUGUUUAUGGAUGUAUAUGUGUGAAUGAUAUUCAAGACGCCUUGUAUAAUAUGAAUGUGUUGGACUGCGGUUGACUAUUCGUAUUGUACGGCGGGUUGUUGACGUGUCCGGAUAGGUCCGGGGCGUGACAGAUGGAUGCAGAUUCAGGUUCCCAGCCUCAAAGCUCUCCCGAUGAGGAACAAUCUCAAACCCAAGAGACAAUGCAAGAUACUAAUGGCGUUGCCAGUAAAAAGAAACAAGGGAAGAGUAUUGUUUGGAAACAUUGUUCAAAGGGGAAGGUAAAGAUGAUGAGGGCAAUGUGUAUCCAAUUGGCAUAUGCAACUAUUGCAAAAAAGAGUACCGGGCAGAUUCUAAGAAAAAUGGCAUGACCGCCCUUCUUAAUCAUUUGUAUCGGUGUGCGGGAUCUCCUCUUUGCAAUAGGACUAGUCCAAAUCAGCCAAUGUUAACUCAAGCGAGUUUGGGAGGCGAGGUGCAAAUUCAUAAUUUCAAUAAAAAAAGACUCGACAUGAAGUGUGUGAAGUGGAUCAUCAAAGGAGAGUUACCCUUUAGGACAGUUGACCAGCCGGACUUUAGAGCUUUUAUUAGUGAUCUUCAACCUAAAUAUAAGAUUCCUAAUAGAAAGAAGAUUGUCGUAGAGGUAUGGGAUCUGUUUUGUGAGGAGAAGGCGAAGAUUAAAAGUGUAAUCGGUGAUUUGAGGGUGAGCAUCACAACCGAUACUUGGACCUCAAUCCAAAAUAUCAAUUACAUGGUGGUCACCGCUCAUUUCAUAGAUAUGGAGUUCAAGUUGCACAAAAGGGUGAUAGACUUUUCUAAGAUCACUUCGCAUAAGGGUGAUGAUAUUGGUAGGUGUCUUGAAGAAAAGUUGAAUGAGUGGGGCAUAAGCAAAGUUUUUAGUAUUACCGUUGAUAAUGCUAGUUCCAACGAUGUUGCGGUUGAGUACAUGAAGAAGAAGCUAAAGAACCAGAUGAUCUUUUUCUUGACGGUUAUCACUUGCAUAUGAGGUGCACAUGUCAUAUUAUUAAUCUGGUUGUAAAGGAUGGGAUUAAGGAACUGGCUGACUGCAUUGAGGGCAUUCGGAAUUGUGUGAAGUAUAUUCAUUCUUCAAGUGCAAGAUUGGAUAAGUUUAGGGAUUGUGCAGUAUUGGAGAAGAAGGAUAAGAUGGCAACCGUUCCUUUGGAUGUGGUGACAAGGUGGAAUGCAACCUAUUCUAUGCUUCAUAGUGCUUAUAAGUACAAAGGCGUUUUUGCAAGGUUGCGUGAAGAUAGCACACAAUUUCAUGCAUAUUUUUGUGAGUAAGUAAUGAGAGAGGUUGAUGGCCAAAAAGUGAAAGUCAAGAGAGUGGGACCUCCGGAAGAGGAAGAUUGGGAGAAAGCAAUGGCCUUUGCACAUUUUCUAAAAAAGUUCUAUGAUGUCACUAUCAAACUUAGUGCCACGAAGAGCCCUACAUCACAUCUAGUUCUGAGAUGUUUGGUCAACUUGAAACUAGAAAUUGAUAGGAAGAUUGGGGAUCCCAAAGAUCCUAUAUUGCAAAGUGUGGCUGAAUUAAUGAAGCUAAAGUUUGAUAAGUAUUGGGGUGCUUUUGAUAAAAUGAACCUAGCAGUCUUUGUGGCCCAAGCUCUUGAUCCAAUAUACAAAUUGCAAAUGAUUGAAAUACACUUGGAAGAUCUUGGGUUCACUUCCAAGCAAGUUGAAGCUAUGACGAGUGAAGUGAAAGGCCACUUGAAUAAACUGUAUGAUGCAUAUAAGGCAAAGAAUGUUGACCAGUCUUGUGUAGAGGUUCAAAUGGAGGAAGAUGAUGACGAUGAUCUAGAUGACAUGGAAGCAAGAGCAGAACGAAAGCUUAAUAAGCAAAGAAGAGAGGCCAAGCUUAAGGAGAUAGCUAAUGAAGUAGAUAAGUACUUCAAUGAUGCUUAUGAGAGUACAAGAAAUGAUGAAUUUCAUUUAUUAGAUUGGUGGAGAGUCAAUAGUGGGAAUUAUCCAACUCUUGCUAAGGUUGCUAGAGAUGUAUUUGCUAUCCCGAGUUCUACGGUUGCUAGUGAGAAUGCGUUUAGCCUAGGGGGAGGGUUGUGGAUCCAUUUAGAGCUUCAUUAACUCCUAGAAUGGUUGAGGCCUUAGUGUGUACUCGUGAUUGGCUAAAAGGGGAAGAAUUCCAUUUCUACAAAGAGCCUACAGAUGAAGAGCUUGAGUUCUAUAAGGAACUUGAAGAACUAGAGCAAAGUAUGCCUAAUGUAGUGCAAGUGCCACCACCUGUUCAAGGAAAUUUAACAUUACCACCCCCACCAUCACGCUCUCAAGUUCAAAGCCAACUCCCACCAAUUUCACGUGUAGGUUCAAGAGGGGCUCCAUCAAACACAAGAAAACGUGGGAGAAGUAUGGGAUCAUCUAAUCAUCCAUGACAACUUGAUGAAGGGCCAUUAUUGAGAGAAAGAUCCUCAGAACCUGACAAACUGCGAACAUGAACCAAAGGGGUGGACUAGGAUGACAAACCUCUAGUUGGAUGAUUAAUGGCAGUACGCUGUACACAUGCUCUCAACUUUGAAGUCCUUUGUUAGUCUACUUGGAUGUUCUUGAACAUUGUCCUUUUUAAAUUAAACUCAACGUAUCUACUUUUGAAUUUGGUUUUGAUUUGUUCCCAUCUUAUGGGAUGUUAAAGGAUUGGAUGUUUAUUGUGUUGAAUGUUCGAUUUGUUAUGAAAUAGACUGUUGGAUUUUACUAUGGGUGUUGUUGGAUUUUAUUAUUGUUGGUGAAUGAUUAAUGAUUAAUAUUGUGUGUGAAUUUUUUUUAGUGAGCA